UAGGCGCCCAAUCAGCGAGCACUCCGUGGGGACGUCAUCACGUCCUGUGCGUCUUUUGACAGAAGCUGGGUCUGUUUAUAACGGGAGUGACGGAUGUGACGUCAUUACAGAGCUAUUAUUGCGGAAAUACAGAAAGGACGAAGUGUUGGGCCUUUGCUCUGAACUCCCGAUUCUGGUUGUAUUGAUGCAGUGAUGUCGCGGCUGAGGGGGCCAAUACUUAGUGCUUCGAGUCUUAGUAAAGUGCUGACAUGCCAAAGACUGAAGGUACUCCAGAGAUACUGAGGGGACAGCAGGCGGUGGAGUAUUUGUGCUGAAUAAGAACCUCCAGACUUUGCUGAGUUUUAUUUUGUGGAGAUGAAGCUGCUCGAGAACUCUCGCUUUGAAGCUGUGAACUCCCAGCUGUGUGCGGAGACGGGGAACUCUCACAUCAUUGGCAGGAUAGAGAGCUAUUCGUGCAAGAUGGCCGGUGAUGAUAAGCACAUGUUCAAGCAGUUUUGCCAGGAAGGGCAGCCGCACGUGCUGGAAGCGCUUUCUCCUCCUCAGACUGGCGGCCUUAGUCCCAGCAGGCUGGGGAAGAGCCUCGGAGGAGAUGAGGAGGGCCCGCUGAGUGAUAAGUGCAGCAGGAAGACCCUGUUCUACCUGAUCGCCACUCUAAAUGAGUCUUUCCGGCCGGAUUACGACUUCAGCGCCGCCCGCAGCCAUGAGUUUAGCCGGGAGCCGAGUCUGAACUGGGUGGUGAACGCUGUGAACAGCAGCCUGGUGUCUGCUCUGGGGGAAGAUUUCUCCUCCCUGAAGCCGGAUCUGUGGGACGCUGUAGACGAGGAGAUCUGUCUAUCAGAGUGUGACAUCUACAGCUACAACCCUGAUCUGGACUCUGAUCCGUUUGGAGAAGACGGGAACUUGUGGUCCUUCAACUAUUUCUUCUACAAUAAGAAGCUGAAAAGAAUCGUGUUCUUCACCUGCCGCUCUUUCAGUGGGUACACAUAUAAACGGGCUGAUGUGGGCUCAGAACUAGAUAUGGAUCUGGAAGAGGAUAUGGAGGAUGAUGAAGCUUGCCACAUUAGAGGUGAUGGGCCAUCAAUGAUGUGCACCUAAAGUGACCGUGAAGGUUUUCCGUCCAGCACAACUCCAGGAUGUGACUGAGCUUGUGGUCUUUCUCCAUGUAACCCCUGUGUCUCGUCCUGUGGUACAGAUCCCGCUGAGGUCCACUCCACGUUGUGCUGAUGACCUGAUUCAUGAGAAGACCUGGAAUGUUGCACAAACUUGGAUGGGAACCGCUCGCUGUAUAUCACGAUGACCAGGCGCUAGCUGUUGUACAUAGAGGAUCCGUGCUGCUCUUCUGUAAACCUGUCCCAGGACAGUCAUUUAUGAUAGGAGAGCAGUUCCGGACGCUGUAUAUUUGUGUGUAUCCAGCUUUUCGUCUUUCAACUUUGAGUUUUUGGGCUGUGAACAUAUCUGAUGUUGGCUUGUGUACAAUGAGUGUGUUCUGUAUAUAUUCUGAUUGGUCCUGUAUAGCAGCGCGGCCGAACCAGGGUAUUUAGAGUGUCCAUUAUAUAGUCCGUCCUCUCAUCUGGCUGAUCACUGCUGCUGUGGACUAAGUCCGUGCUUCACAGCUUGGCCUCGGACUACUUCUCAUCAUGUGAGGGCCACUCUCUUCACCGCUUGGCCUCGGACUACUUCUCCUUAUGUGAGGGCCGCUCUCUUCACAGCUUGGCCUCGGACUACUUCUCAUCAUGUGAGAGCCGCUCUCUUCACAGCUUGGCCUCGGACUACUCAUCAUAUGAGAGCCGCUCUCUUCACCGCUCGGCCUCGGACUACUUCUCCUUAUGUGAGGGCCGCUCUCUUCACAGCUUGGCCUCGGACUACUCCUCCACAUGUGAGGGCCGCUCUCUUCACAGCUUGGCCUCGGACUACUCCUCCACAUGUGAGGGCCGCUCUCUUCACAGCUUGGCCUCGGACUACUCCUCCACAUGUGAGGGCCGCUCUCUUCACAGCUUGGCCUCGGACUACUCCUCCACAUGUGAGGGCCGCUCUCUUCACAGCUUGGCCUCGGACUACUCCUCCACAUGUGAGGGCCGCUCUCUUCACAGCUUGGCCUCGGACUACUCCUCCACAUGUGAGGGCCGCUCUCUUCACAGCUUGGCCUCGGACUACUCCUCCACAUGUGAGGGCCGCUCUCUUCACAGCUUGGCCUCGGACUACUCCUCCACAUGUGAGGGCUGCUCUCUUCACAGCUUGGCCUCGGACUACUCCUCCACAUGUGAGGGCCGCUCUCUUCACAGCUUGGCCUCGGACUACUCCUCCACAUGUGAGGGCCGCUCUCUUCACAGCUUGGCCUCGGACUACUCCUCCACAUGUGAGGGCCGCUCUCUUCACAGCUUGGCCUCGGACUACUCCUCCACAUGUGAGGGCUGCUCUCUUCACAGCUUGGCCUCGGACUACUCCUCCACAUGUGAGGGCCGCUCUCUUCACAGCUUGGCCUCGGACUACUCCUCCACAUGUGAGGGCCGCUCUCUUCACAGCUUGGCCUCGGACUACUCCUCCACAUGUGAGGGCCGCUCUCUUCACAGCUUGGCCUCGGACUACUCCUCCACAUGUGAGGGCUGCUCUCUUCACAGCUUGGCCUCGGACUACUUCUCCUCAUGUGAGGUCCACUCUUUUCCUCUGCAUACUAUGUUGGUUGCAGGUUGUUUGUGUUUUUAGAAGUUUUUUAUGGAAUUGGUAAUUUUCUUCAGAUUAUUAAAGAUUCUUCUAAAACAAUC
Molecule: messenger RNA, 2762 nt
Organism: Bufo gargarizans (Asiatic toad)
Lineage: Eukaryota; Metazoa; Chordata; Amphibia; Anura; Bufonidae
Gene: MAF1
Product: MAF1 homolog, negative regulator of RNA polymerase III
Exons: 9
Coding region: 355-1095 (246 amino acids)
Biological process (GO): negative regulation of transcription by RNA polymerase III
Cellular component (GO): nucleus
Molecular function (GO): RNA polymerase III core binding
Source: RefSeq, a predicted model, not a curated record